CCUCAUCGCAAUAUCGUUGCAAUAGAUCCCUGUUUUACAGACACCAUCCUAAGUUCAAUAUCGACUCAUGUCUACCUAGACAGGUACCCAUGGAAACCCAAUCGCACAAGAAGCGGCCACGGAGUUCCAGCAAUGCUUCGACAAGCAGUCUCUCUGGCUCUACAGAGCGACCAUUGAAAGCUUGCAGACCCCAGCGUGGAGAUAUACCGACUGAUGUGCCCAUCGAUCAACCGAAUAUCAUACAUCGGGUGAAAUGCUCCCGCGCCAGCGAAUACCAUUCGGAACAUCCUCUAGGCGCAUGCUAUCUCGAUGUUCCAGCCUUGCCUGCAAACGGAAACCGUGCCACUGCUCUCCAUGGCCAGAAGCCUUUAUUGGACGUAGAGAGCUAUUUAGCGGGAUGGAUCGAGUUCAAAUUCGUGGUUUACCUUGAAUACGACUGCGAAGCUUACCAUAAGCGCAUUGAAGAUAGAUUCAUGCGCCUUCCAAUGCCCUCGAUGCCUCACAGUAUGAGUAUUCAAUCCAAGCCUUAUUUCCAGAUUCUACGGUACGAUGGACCGCCGGCGAAAGCGAAAUCCGAGUGCAUACAGCUAUCAGAAAGCCUUGAGAAAGCGUUGUGCGCGCUACGCGAUCACAACAAAGAAACAUUCGAGGAAUGGAAAUUUAAAGAAGUUCACGUUUAUCCAUACCAAAAACUCUAUCACUUUCGGAAUAUGUGCGUCGAACCUUCGUUGCAAGCACCAGGAUGGCAACACAACAUAGAGAUAGCCGCAUUGUUCCAUUACCUGGCAAGACGCUUGUCAUCCAGUUACGAGAAAUUAGCAGAGCUUGCCGCUGCGGGAAUGGCAGAUCAAAAGUAUUGGGCGAUGCUUUUCCAACUAGACGACAUAGUCGUAACGACCCACAAUGGCCAGUCUCGAGCAUUCAUGGUAUCAUCUUGUCAUCUAGUUUACCAAAACACGUUGAUCAUGAAUUGCCGGUCGUGGGAAUACGAUGGAAACUUCUUUCGAAAGCAAACCACCCUUUCACAUGUUUGGCCUUCUAGCUCAGAGCAGAUCCAAAUUACGGAACUUCCAGUGUAUCCUCUCCGCUACGCAGCAGAUGGAGUGGAGUCCGAAUUACGAGACCGAGGCGAAACCUUCUGGGCAUGUCGGCGACAAAAGUACGUAAACUACAACGUGCCACUUCAAGGCCUUGGCUCACAGUUGGCUAAUUUGCGGUAUAUGGUUGACAUGGAGGCUUACAAGUUAAUGCACGGCAGCGAUGAUGACCCAACAACUCGCAAUGAGCUCAGUGACGAUGCAAUGGAGAGUGACAAGCCUCCCAGCAGCUCUUUCACCCUCAUGUUACCUGCUACGAUACACGGAUACGGGUUUCAUGAUAAGAAGUGGAAAGUUUUAUUUGUAGAACACAUCCGAGAUAUCAAAUGGAACAAGGAGGUUUUUGAGCAUCAACUGGUUCUUCAAGAAGGCAAGAAAGAGCUAGUAAAGGCUUUAGUUUCAGUGCACAUUGAGAAGGAUGAUACAAUUGGAACCGACUUCAUGGACGGUAAAGGAGAAGGACUGAUCGUCUUACUUCACGGUGGGCCAGGGACUGGCAAGACUCUAACAGCAGAGAGCAUUGCAGAACUCGUUGAACGUCCACUAUACAGAGUCACAUGCGGUGACAUUGGCACAGAUGCCGAGAGUGUUGAGAAAUAUCUUGAGUCAGUCUUGUACAUCGGCAGCAACUGGAAAUGUGUCGUCCUGAUGGAUGAAGCCGACGUGUUCCUGGAGGAAAGGACUAAGUUGGAUAUGCAGCGCAACGCUCUCGUGUCUGUAUUUCUUAGAGUUCUGGAAUACUACAACGGAAUCCUCAUCCUGACGACGAAUCGUAUCGGCACCUUCGACGAGGCUUUCAAAUCUCGCAUCCAACUUGCGCUCCACUACCCACCACUGGAUAGAGAUGGCCGUUGGGAGGUCUGGAGGAAUUUUGUCCAAUCGCUGUCAGAAACUGGAGAGAACAUCAACACGGGAGAGAUCAGCAAGAAGCUUGAUAUCCUCGCACGACAUAAAUUGAAUGGUCGACAGAUAAGGAACACGGUAAACACAGCUCGCCAGCUGGCGCGUUACAAGAAGGAAACGAUACGCUAUGCACAUAUUGACCAAGCGAUUGGAGUGGUCAAUGAGUUCGAGAAGUACGUUACCGACGUACACGGCCAUGAUGAUGAGGAGUAUGCGCAGGAUCAAGGCUUAAGGAACGAUCAAGCCUUGCGCGAUGUAGACUGAUCAAGGUUCCGCCAUUCACAAGCUUGUUUCAUAUCUUUCCCCGUCUUGUUUCAUCCUUUGCUAUGUCUCCUGUUGCGGGGUUGACAAUAUCGGCCUCCAUCGAUAUUGCGGGAUCUGGGUCAUACUCGGAUUGAACCUGAACUUCCUCUUCAUGCCCAUAUCAUCAGAAGACUGCUAAGAGAGCUGCUCAAUUUGUCACGUGGACGUGAUCUUGACAGUGGUCCGCAAAUCUUCAAAUUCGGUGACCUUGAUCAACUGUCGGUUAAAGAUCUCAACUCCAGAUCUGACUUCUCACGUAGCUGGGCACGUGGAUUCUGUUGGUGCCAUACCCCGUUGUCUUGUACCUUGAUCCUGGCUCCCUAAAGUCUUUUGAGUAGAGGAAAUUGAAAUCGUGAAUACUGCCCCGAAGCAGUGGUGUUGAUACUGCCAGUCGUAU
Molecule: messenger RNA, 2700 nt
Organism: Alternaria alternata
Lineage: Eukaryota; Fungi; Ascomycota; Dothideomycetes; Pleosporales; Pleosporaceae
Product: P-loop containing nucleoside triphosphate hydrolase protein
Exons: 3
Coding region: 90-2264 (724 amino acids)
Molecular function (GO): ATP hydrolysis activity; ATP binding
Source: RefSeq, a predicted model, not a curated record